Messenger RNA from Arachis ipaensis, 1030 nucleotides. The record is from RefSeq and is a predicted model, not a curated record. NCBI's taxonomy places the organism in Eukaryota, Viridiplantae, Streptophyta, Magnoliopsida, Fabales, Fabaceae.
ACACCACACACCAAAUAAAUAAACAUGCACAGACACAUAAACAUACAUAGAGGGAGAGAGAGAUCUGAGAGUGAGAACCGAAGGAAGAAGAGAGAGAGGACCGCGAUGGAGGAAGGAAUCGCGCCGCCCAGUCGCCGUCCAUGGGGAGUCGUCGUCGGCGUUGUCGCGAGGAGGAGAGGAGCCCGCGUCGGAGGAGAAGAGCCGUCGCGUUCUACCACCGCUGAGGGACCAAUCGCCGUUAGAACCGUCACUGCUGUUGUGUUCCGUCAUCGCUGCCACGUCGUGACCCCGUCGUCACCACCGAAGGCUCUAGCGCUGCCGCUACUUCUAUGGCCGCCAUCAUCUGUUGCAUGUGCGAAAGGAGAGAGGAGCCUUGAGAACAAGGAAAGGAGUCAUGUGAGGCUUGUGCCGAGAGGCAGAGGGCUGUUCAGCCGCCACCGCUGCUGCCAUGAUCACCGUUGCAGUUUCAAAAAAAAAGGGGGAUGCCGUCGAAGUACCUCUGAUAUGCCCCUAUAGCUAUGAUUAUUGAUAAUGUUACUGCUGUUGCUACUGCUGGGUCUAAGCCGCUGCUACUGUGAAUUUAGAAUAAGAGGGUUUGUCGCGUUUAAAUUCUGCGGUCUCGACUAAUUGAGAUAGGGGAUUUGUUUUAAAAAUAAAUAUUUUAAGUUAUGAAUGCCAAUAAAAUUAAAUGAGUAACUGCAAAUGGUUUAUGGUUGCUUUGUGUGAAUAAUUGUUGGAAUUGAGUUGAAUCAUAGCUGUAGUUGGUGAUUGGUUUAAUGAUUUAAUGUAGUGAUUAUUGACGAUGUUGUGUAUUAUGAAGUUAUACUUGUUGCUAGUACUUGUUGAUGAUGAUUUUGUGUAUGGAAUGUUGCUAUGGUUGCUGAAAAUUCAUUUGAUAAAUCAGAACGUGAGAUAUGUUGUUAUAGAUGAGAUGCUGAAGAAUGGAUGCUAUGAUAAUAUGGUUACGUUGCACCUAUGAUAUGAAAUUGUGAUAUAUUGAAUUAAGAGUUCUUGGGCAACUUUGGUUAGU